Leptopilina heterotoma is the source of this 1074-nucleotide messenger RNA. It is a transcript of the gene mRpS9, whose product is annotated as 28S ribosomal protein S9, mitochondrial. NCBI's taxonomy places the organism in Eukaryota, Metazoa, Arthropoda, Insecta, Hymenoptera, Figitidae. Bases 1 to 1074 code for a protein of 357 amino acids. The record is from RefSeq and is a predicted model, not a curated record. The transcript has 10 exons.
AUGGCGUUCUCCAGUUCACGUGCAUUUAUCUGUUAUUUAAGUAAAAAUAACAGUAGUCUUGUAACGAAAAAUGCUAAUUUCUAUAGUUUAUUAUCAAUUACUAAUUGCCAGAUUUUUAAUAAAUGUUCAUAUUCUGCCGCUAAAGAAGAAAUUGCCGAAAAUUUAGCCGAUGAAUUGGAAUCUGCUGUCUUUGGUGGGCCGAGUAAAAAAAUAAGUAAAUCUAUGAAAGCAUAUUUGGAACGUUCAAAAGAGCACAAUGAGUUUAUGCAAAAAGCGAGAGCUGAAUAUCAAAUUGGAAAACGACAUCUCGCUAAUAUGAUGGGUGAAAAUCCGGAUAAUUUCUCACAAGAUGAUAUAAAUAAAGCAAUAGAAUAUCUUUUUCCCUCUGGAGUAUUCGAUAAAAAAGCUAAACCUAUGAUGAAACCACCAGAUGAAAUAUUUCCUCCACGAAAAGCAGCAGAAUUUGAUGAAUCCGGAAGACCUUUCCAUUCUAUGUUUUACACAUGCAGACCAAAUUAUUAUCAAACACUUCACAAAAUUGCAGACGAAAUACAUAAAUUAAAUGAAAAAGAAGAUAAGCUUUACAUGUCAGGUUCACGACCAGAUGACAAUGUGAAAAUCGAUCUAGAAACUUCAGUUUGGUUGACAAAUGGUGAGCUUGAAAAAGUUCUUUUCGAAACUGUUCCUGAUAAUUUGUAUGAAUACUUUAUAAACACUAUGGACAGAUUGGCAGCUCAUCCUGUAUCGUAUGAAGCCAAAGAAUUUAUCAUGAAGUACAGAAAAGAAUUACAAAAUAUUUCCGAUUCAGUUGAACUACUUCCGAUGCAAUAUGACGCAGAUGGAAGACCUUUUGUCUGUGUCCCUGAUUGCAAAAGAAAGUCUGCAAGGGGUCAGGUAAUUCUACGAGGAGAAGGUACCGGUAAAAUAUCAAUCAAUGGUGAGAAUAUUCGUUACUUUAAUGAUUGGCAAAGCAGGGAACAAUGCUUAAGAUCAACCAAAGACCAGCUUGGUUACGUCGUUCAGUCAGUGUCAGAAUGGUCAGCCAGACAGAAUGAUCUUGGUACAUUGUCGUGA